AUGUUGGUUGUGUUCCAGAAUAAAAUCAUCUACAUGCCCGGACUGCCCCCCAACGCGCGAAGCGAGCACAUCGAGGACUAUGCGAGUAGCUGUGGGGGCAUCCAAUGGCGUGAAGAGAGGACGAAGACGGUGGAUGGAAAGGACCUUGCAAUAGCCGUGGCGACGAUUCCGCUGUGGCGGGGAGAGGAUGAGAAUUCAAAGGCAGCCCGGGGCCAUAUCUUCUAUGUCCUCUACUUUCAGGGCAAUGCCUCGUCAACACCGCCCCGGUUGCCAGACCUCUCAUGGGUUCUUCGGGCCGUCAGAGACAGCAAAAUACCGAGUUUGGCAUGUGCAGAACUAACUUUUGUCUGCCUCAGUUAUCGAGGCUACUGGACCUCACGAGGGCGUCCAUCUGAACGGGGCCUCCGGCUCGAUGCAGAAGCCGGCGUGCAAUGGAUUGCGCAACGCCAUGAUCGCAUAUUUGGGACUAGAAGCGAUUCUCCCAUCUCGAUACUCCUUGUUUGGGGGCAGAGUAUCGGCUCCGGCGUCGCCACCAACCUCGCCGCCACCGGCAAGAUACCGGAGGCCAUGCCAAUCAGGGGCCUGCUGCUUGAGACUCCGUUUUUGUCAGUCAGAGCGAUGUUGGAAACGCUAUACCCUCAAAAGUGGUUGCCAUAUAAGCACCUGUGGCCUUUUUUGCGUAGCCAGUUGGAUAGCUGGGCAAACUUGGGCUUGAUCGCGGAGGCUUCCAAAAGGAAAGGUGGGACAGCGCCCGGUAUAUUCAUUUUGGAAGCCGAAAGGGAUGAGUUGGUGCCGAAGGUGCAAAGCGAGCAACUCUAUCGGAGAUGCGUAGACCUUGGGCUACCUGUCGAGAAGGGGGUUGCCCCAGUCGCAUACCACAGCGAGGCAAUUGCCAGAGGACAGGGCAAGAAGAUUGCCGCGCAAGCCAUCCUGCAGCUGGCCAAGAGAGCGCUGGAAAGCGGAUGA
Lasiosphaeria miniovina is the source of this 966-nucleotide messenger RNA. RefSeq lists its product as uncharacterized. The transcript is spliced from 2 exons. The coding region runs from base 1 to 966 and encodes 321 amino acids. The record is from RefSeq and is a predicted model, not a curated record. Gene Ontology annotation, molecular function: palmitoyl-(protein) hydrolase activity. NCBI's taxonomy places the organism in Eukaryota, Fungi, Ascomycota, Sordariomycetes, Sordariales, Lasiosphaeriaceae. Gene Ontology annotation, cellular component: membrane.